Molecule: messenger RNA, 9834 nt
Organism: Pelobates cultripes (western spadefoot toad)
Lineage: Eukaryota; Metazoa; Chordata; Amphibia; Anura; Pelobatidae
Source: the annotation of a GenBank genome assembly
GGCCUGUGUGAUAGCUGGUUGCCCGUUCCCAGCUUGGAUUCCUGGCUCCAGGCUUUGCGCUCUGACGCACUGUGCGCCUCCCCUGUGCGCAAUGUCCAAUGAGUGCGCCAGGCGGCUGCGCAGGGAGCUGUGUGUCACUAAUUAGCCGCACACUCACUCACACUCACACAUCGCUAGGCAGAGCCCUGCACAUCAUGGAUUGUCUGCGGACUUGCUGACCCACUCACCCAGGAAGCUUGCAAGGCUAGGACAGCCAGAGCUCUGCCCCUCACUGAGCUCCAAUCACUGCACCCAGAGCUCCACAGCACAGGAUUCCUUAUUUGGGGAAGAGACCAGCUUCUGACCUACUUUCUGUUCCUCUGUGUGGCCCCUCUCCUCCCCCCACCCCUGGCUGACACAGGGGGACAGGAGUUUUGGGGAACCAUGUUUCAGCCCACACCAAAGAGGUGCUUCACCAUCGAAUCCUUGGUGGCCAAGGACAGCCCUUUGCCAGUCUCUCGCUCCGAGGAGCCCAUCAGACCAGCUGCCCUCAGCUAUGCCAACUCCAGCCCCAUCAACCCCUUCCUCAAUGGCUUCCACUCCACUGGCAGGGGGGUCUACCCUAACACGGACCUGGUCUUCGCAGAGGCUGUAUCACACCCCCCUAACCCGGCUGUGCCAGUUCACCCAGUGCCCCCACCCCAUGCCCUGGCAGCUCACCCCCUGCCCACCCCGCACUCUCCGCACCCACUCUUUACCUCUCAGCAAAGGGACCCAUCGACUUUCUAUCCCUGGUUAAUACAUCGCUACAGAUAUCUGGGACACAGAUUCCAAGGUAAGUGUCUGUUCCUGGACAGUUCUGCGGGUAGACUCCUUCCUGAAAGAAAAGUGAAACUUUUCACAGGAUUCAUUUUUGUGAUGAAAGAGAAAAAAAAAAGCCAGAAUUCGUGAGGAAAAAGUGAAUGUGUGCGUUCAAAGUGAGUAAAAGUGCAGCAUUAGGAGUUUAUUAUACUAACACGACAUGUCAGCCCUGGGAACUUGCUCCAACCGCUAACAAUGUAACUUUCAUUUUAUAAACAUCAGAACGUUCGAAGGAAAACAUUGUUACAUUCAAAGACAAACACUGACACAAAUAUUAACCAACAGCAACAUCAAUACAGACACAAACAGCUGGCUCGGCAAACGCGGAUUGUUUUCACAAAAAAAAUAUUCAGUUCAUUUGCUUAUUAGUCACCUUUUUUUCUCUCUUUUUUUUUUUUUUAAACUAAUUCCCAUAACAGUGACAAUUGGAAACUUAUGACAAAAUAGAAUAAAAAUGCCUCGCAGUAUAAAUAGAUCUAUUAGAAUAUGGCCACAUGCUGAUUUAUCUGGGAAUUAAAAACAUAUGUUAAUUUGGACGUAAAGCAAGCGGCAUUUGUGGAUCUUAGAAGCAGUUUGUGAAAACAAGAAUAUUCAAAAAAAUUCAGUUUACAUUAAAAUCAAUGUACCACGAGGGGAUGCACUAUGAUAUAUAAUCUUUUAAACAAAUAGUCUAUUUUUACAGGCUGAUCAUGCACUUGUCACAAGGAAGCUUUUAAUGUUUAAUAAAAGCGGAGUGAAUGAUAUAUUUGUGGUUAUGUAAAUGUAGAUAUUUGUGAGAGAAGAUGUGUGAAUAGGUAAUAUCUUCCUUUUAAAACAUCAUUUUGUAUUUGUGUAUAAUGUAUAUUGUAUUAUAUAUUAUACAUAUAACAUUACAUUAAUCAGUGAAAACCCAUCUCAUCGAAGAAACCCGUGAUUAAAAUAAACCCAGUAAUGUAAAUAAUGUUUAAUUACUCCUUUAAUAAUUUUAGGCCUCUCCACUGAUUAGUCUCUUAUUUUUAUUCUACCUGGACAAUGCUUGGUGAUCUGGGAUCAUUGAAUUUCCUCUGUUGGUUUUCCUGCUGGGAUACAGGCAGAGACCCUAUAAACACCUCCUAAACGAAAUCUUCGAUGCUGGGACUGGCUGACGGGGGGGUCGAAUAUAAACCAAUUAUUGAAGAAUUUGACUUUUAAACUCCACAUUGUAAAGCAGUUUAAUUCCAGUAACAAUAUUUAAUAAAAAAAAAAAAAAAGCUUAUUUGCACACAAAAAAAAAAAAUUCUCCAAACUUAAUUAAUUUCACAUAUGGGAUGUUUUUGACUAAUUUUCCCCGUUUAGAUUAUAAUUCGCUACAAUUCGAAGUUUAGUAAAUAAACGUGAACUUUGUGUUCCCUCUUCUCCCAGUAAAUCCAUUUGAGUGUGCCCCCAGAAGGGGAGAGAUCGAAGUGGUUUUUGAGGUUUAGUUGGACUCUGACGUUUUUAGCAGCGAGAGAUACCGAAGUGGAGAUAAUUAGAAGCACAUUGGGCGAGUGGAGAAUCAGUCAUGGCAGAUAGUCUUGUAAACAAUAAAUCGCUCUCUGUGUAAAGCAAUGUAUGGCUAUUAAUAUACACAGCUACUGCUUUCAUUUCAAAAUCGUUCCCAUUCGGGUUUAUUCACUAAAUUGCGAAUUGACGUGGAUCAAAAAAAGCGAAUCGCAAAAUAUUACAGAAUAAAUAGAAAUGAAAAAAAAAAAUGUCCGAAGCAGCAAGUCAGGGAUUUCACAGAAUGUCCUAUUUAAUUUAAAUGAUUCGAAUUCGCUGUUUGUUAAAUAAACUUCUUAGUAUUUAGCAUUUUAUUGUUUUACCGAUUUUAAAACUAAGAGAUGUUGAUUUAAUAAUUUAUAUCUUUAUCUAAACACAGACAGAUAAUAUCAUUUCCGAUCAGAAAUGUUUUGUUUCAGUUAUUCCGCAUAUUAAUCGAUUUAUAUUUUAUGGAAGAGGAAUUUAUAUUCAGAACCCAUUUUAAUUCGUGUCUAAUAAAAUAUCCAAGUACUUAUAUUAAAGCUAUGGCUUCUUCUAAUUAAUAUAUUAACCCAUAAAUAAAAAGCUUGAUAUUUAAUGUAUGGGAGCCGACUGUGUGUAAAUGGAUGUAAUGCAGUGCGGGUCUGUCUGUCUGUCUGUCUGUCCCGGCUAGUUAUAGACUACAUUUAGUUAAUGAAUACAAAUACUUAGUGGAACUGAAGAAAUGUAAUUGUUGCUCUGACAUACUAACAGCAGUUAGUGUUUAUAAAAUAGAAAUGACUGGGGCAGGUAUUUUUUAUAAAAUAGAAAUGACUGGGGCAGUUAAUUUUUAUAAAAUAGUAAUGACUGGGGCAGUUAAUUUUUAUAAAGCAGUAAUGACUGGGGCAGUUAAUUUUUAUAAAGUAGUAAUGAUUGGGGCAGUUAGUGUUUAUAAAGCAGUAAUGACUGGGGCAGUUAAUUUUUAUAAAGUAGUAAUGACUGGGGCAGUUAGUGUAUAUAAAAUAGAAAUGACUGGGGCAGGUAAUUUUUAUAAAGUAGAAAUGACUGGGGCAGGUAAUUUUAUACCGUAGUAAUGACUGGGGAAGUUGGUGUGAGUAUGAAUGACUGGGGCAGUUAGUGUUUAGAUAGGAGGACUGGCUGGGGCAGUCUGUGUGUAGUAAGUAGGACUGGCGGGGCAGUAAGUAGGACUGGCUGGGGCAGUUAGUUGCUCUGGCUGCACACAGAGGCAGUGGCGGUGUUGGGGAGGGGGCUCUGGUUCCUUGUCUGAGCUCUGUGUUCUUGCUGUGUCCCCAGGUAACGAUACCAGUGCGGAGAGUUUUCUGUUACAUAAUGCACUGGCCAGGAAACCCAAACGGAUCCGCACUGCCUUCUCCCCAUCCCAGCUACUGCGCCUGGAACACGCAUUUGAGAAGAACCAUUAUGUGGUUGGGGCAGAGAGGAAGCAGCUGGCUCACAGUCUGAGCCUCACAGAGACACAGGUAGGAGAACCCUCUGAGAUAGGACUACACUCGGGUCCAGGUUCGAGAACCCUCUGAGAUAGGGCCUUGCUCUGAGAUAGGACCACACUCGGUCCAGGUUCGAGAACCCUCUGAGAUAGGGCCUUGCUCUGAGAUAGGACCACACUCUAGGAGAACCCUCUAAGAUGGGUCCUUACUCUGAGACAGGACCACACUAGGGUCAAGGUAGAAGAACCCACUUAGAUGGGUCGUUACUCUGAGAUAGGACCAAACUGAGGUCAAGGUAGAAGAACCCACUGAGAUGUGUCCUUACUCUGAGAUAGGAUCACACUGAAGACCAGGUACCAAGACACAGGCAGGAGAACCGUCUGAGAUAGGUCCUUACUCUGAUAUAGGACCACAGUGAGGUCAAGGUAGAAGAACCCACUGAGAUAGGUUCUUACUCUGAGAUAGGACCACACUGAGGUCAAGGCAGAAGAACCCACUGAGAUAGAUCCUUACUCUGAGAUAGUGAGGUCAAGGUAGGAGAACCCACUGAGAUAGAUCCUUACUCUGAGAUAGGACCACAGUGAGGUCAAGGUAGGAGAACCCACUGAGAUAGGACCACACUUGGGUCCAGGUACCCAGACACAUGUCAGAGCUGUCUCAUAUUUCCAAAGGAAGAAUUAUCUCCUAUAAAAAGACAUCACAUUUAUAAAUUAAAAACUUUACAGAAACUGGCAACACCUCGAACAAUUCACAGCUAAAAAGUCCAAUUUAUGUAAAAUAGAAAAUAUGAAUAAAAUAAAACAACACUGACCAUCCGAAAUUCAGUGCAAGAAUCCCCACUUAAUCCCCGUAUUCAUUUAAGAUGAAGGGAGUUUGUGGUUUUGUUUUUUUUUCCUAAUUAAAUUUACUUUCUACAAAAACAGUUAUAGCCAAUAAACGAUAAAGAAUUGCUAAUUCGUUGUAUCUGCUGGGUGUCCAAUAAGAUUACUGUGUAAAUCAUUUCUAUAUAUUGGCCGCCUGGUUCCAUUCCUGGGAAUAAGAUUUUGUUAUUAAUGAUUGCGAACAUAAAGCGGUUACAUUGUCUCCUUUAUUUACUCACAUUAACUUGUAGAGAGAUUUUGUAACUGACGCCAGAUUUAAACAAAUAAUACAAGUUAUUCUCUUGUUUAAAAUGAAUUAUUUCCCAAUGUUUUGGUAGUUUGUUUGGCUGAAAUCCAAAAAUCAAGAAAUAUGAUUUAAGUGGUUUACCAAUUGUUCUUCCGAGACAUUCACAGACAAAGCAAAUAUUUCCUCGUUCACACAAAUAAAUCCAGAUUAAACUAUUCGGCCGACUUUCUAAUAAUUAGUGUCAUUUUCCAAAAGAUUUUCUUCAAACAUUUACAUAGAUUCAUAAAAUGCAUGCAGGUUCUGUGUGUGUGUUUCUGUGUGUGUAUGUGUGUGUGUGUCUUUGGGUGUGUUUCUGUGUGUAUGUGUGUGUGUGUUUGUGUGUGUAUGUGUGUGUAUGUGUGUUGUGUGUGUGUCUUUGGGUGUGUUUCUGUGUGUGUGUGUGUCUUUGGGUGUGUUUCUGUGUGUGUGUGUUUCUGUGUGUGUGUGUGUUUGUGUUAUAUGUACAAUAAUACAUUCACACACAUACACCCAAAUAUUAAUGAAUAAUUAUUAAAUCGACACAGAAAUGUAAAAAGCUAAAUAUAUAUCUGUGUUUGUUUUCCGAUUCUAAAUGUAAUUGUGUGUCACUAUUCUGCACUGAAUGUUCUAGGUAUCUGGGGCUGUUGACCCAUUGGUUGCCAUUGCUCCAGGCUGGUAGAGACAUGGUUAAAGGACUAUCAGUCGAUCGGUUGAUGUGAUUGCAAGCUUUGCAUGGGCUGCAGAUUUCUAUGCUAUGGAGAGGGGGCCCCCAUGUCCCAAUGUGACACUAACAUCCUCUGUGUGGAUUAAGUUGUAACAUUUUUUAUUAGGGGGGGGGGGGGUGUAUAAAGUUCAGUCUUUCUGUUUUAAAGUUCACUGACGCUUCCAAGGAAUGACUGGCUUCUUCCACAGACUGACCAGGCUCUCUGUCCUGGGAGGCUCCCAUUUACGGUGGUCUUUGUCCUUCCUGAAUAAGAUUUUUUUUUUAUAUUUUCUUAUCUGUGCUCCCCCUAAUUAACAAAUUAACAAACUAAAAGCAAAUUAAACUCACCCCUUCUUCUAAUGACACAGGUGGCGGGUUAUAAAAUGCAGAGCCCCACCCCAGUCAUAGCCCCCCUGUCCCUGCAUUUAGCUCAAUGUGGGGAGAUUAUUCAGGGAUUAUUGGUGUAUUGAACACUCACUACCUAAUGGAAGGGAACAAGUCUUCUAUUUAUUAUAUUUUUGAACCAGAAUUGGGUCAUGGUCGAAUGUUAGAUUUUGUUGUCAUCUGAAUUUUAUUUGUUAUUAAGUGAGAGAAUUCGAUAAUGAAGGCUACACAGAUCACUGUUUAGUAAAUACGGCCCUAAAUGAGUCCUGGGGGUCGUACAUAAUCUAACUGUAUUAUACACUGCGAGUAGGUUUGAUGUAACUCGUUGCUAUUUGAAAUAAACAUUGAAUCAUUUCUAAAUAGAGGCUCCCAGGCUGGAAUCUGACGGUAACGGGCUGUGGUUAGUUAUUUGGGGGAGAGGGGGAGAGCACACACCAGACAAUAGUCCUUUUUUUUUUUUUUUUUUUUUUAGCGAUUUCAAGAUUUUAAUCUUCAAAGAGCAUUUGCCUUAUUCAAACAGGGCAGUUUAGAAACCUGUAUCUAAUGGUCGGGGUUAAUAAAAGGCUGGAAUUUAGUGAGUGAGGGGCCCUUGCGCAGGUCCAGUCAGGGGCCAAUGAAUAAUAUAUUGAGGCAGCAUCUGUAUGGUUUUGGCAGAACUUUACAGACACAAAGAACAGAGUUUGGGGAGAAUUCCUGCACCAUCUAUUUAUUCCUUCAUAUUACUGAGCAGAAUAAUGGAUUUAUUGAAUGGGGAGAGCUGGCAGUGCCGAGACACAUUAACCCUUUCAGUGCCAGGGAUCGAACGAGAAACUUACUUACUGCAAUUCCCAUCAGGCACUGGAGUUUCUCUGCUCCAAAACUCACAAAUGCCCAGUAACCAUAGUAACUCGCCCAGAAGCAUAGAACAGGUAAAAAUCAUAUUGAAACCUUGACAUCAGGUGCCAUAUUGAAACCUUGACAUCAGGUGACAUAUUGAAACCUUGACAUCAGGUGACAUAUUGAAACCUUGACAUCAGGUGCCAUAUUGAUACCUUGACAUCAGGUGCCAUAUUGAAACCUUGACAUCAGGUGCCAUAUUGAAACCUUGACAUCAGGUGACAUAUUGAAACCUUGACAUCAGGUGACAUUGAAACCUUGACAUCAGGUGACAGACAUAUUGAUAGACUGUAAUAUAGAAUCAAAUCUUAAUAUAGAAGACAGGCGUGCAGGUAUGAGGGAGUGUAAACAAUAGUGAAAUUUAGUUUUUUAGUAAAUACAUUAGAGAUCAGAGGGUGGGGAUCUCCUGUAUGGAAUAACUCCAGUACACUUACCGAUAGUACCUAUUGUACCAGGAGUCCAGGGGUACUGGGGCAGGUCCAAUCCGGGUAUUUAUCAUACAUUAUCGCUAGAUAGAGAAUUAAAUGAAUAAAGGAAGCGCUCUCACAUGAUACAGUGGUUAUGGUACUGAGGUAGGCUGUCUAUGAAGAAUCUGGCCAAUUUGGGCAUGACACCGCUGGCAUCCCAUAAUACCUAGGCAAUGAGUUGGUGUGGCCAGUAAAGGAAUGUCUGUCUCAGGCUGUGAUGUGAUCUCUCCCCAUUACACCCAGACCUGGAACCGCUUUAUUAAUUCUCUCCCUAUUACACCCAGACCUGGAACCGCUUUAUUAAUUCUCUCCCCAUUACACCCAGACCUGGAACCGCUUUAUUAAUUCUCUCCAUAUUCACACCCAGACCUGGAACCGCUUUAUUAAUUCUCCCCAUUACACCCAGACCUGGAACCGCUUUAUUAAUUCUCCCCAUUACACCCAGACCUGGAACCGCUUUAUUAAUUCUCCCCAUAUUCACACCCAGACCUGGAACCGCUUUAUUAAUUCUCUCCAUAUUCACCCAGAUCUGGAACCGCUUUAUUAAUUCUCCCUAUUACACCCAGACCUGGAACCGAUUUAUUAAUUCUCCCCAUUACACCCAGACCUGGAACCGCUUUAUUAAUUCUCCCCAUUACACCCAGACCUGGAACCGCUUUAUUAAUUCUCUCCAUAUUCACACCCAGACCUGGAACCGCUUUAUUAAUUCUCCCCAUUACACACAGACCUGGAACCGCUUUAUUAAUUCUCUCCAUAUUCACACCCAGACCUGGAACCGCUUUAUUAAUUCUCCCCAUUACACCCAGACCUGGAACCGCUUUAUUAAUUCUCCCCAUAUUCACACCCAGAUCUGGAACCGCUUUAUUAAUUCUCUCCAUAUUCACCCAGAUCUGGAACCGCUUUAUUAAUUCUCUACCCAUUACACCCAGACCUGGAACCGCUUUAUUAAUUCCCCCCAUUACACCCAGACCUGGAACCGCUUUAUUAAUUCUCCCCAUUACACCCAGACCUGGAACUUUAUUAAUUCUCCCCAUAUUCACACAGACCUGGAACCGCUUUAUUAAUUCUCUCUCCAUUACACCCAGACCUGGAACCGCUUUAUUAAUUCUCUCCAUAUUCACACCCAGACCUGGAACCGCUUUAUUAAUUCUCCCCAUUACACACAGACCUGGAACCGCUUUAUUAAUUCUGGCCCCAGGUCUCCUGUAACUGUUGGGGCUUUAUUCACUUAAAGAGACGCUAAUUAUUCUGUAGUUGACGCAAAUUAUCCGAUAUCAUUGAACUAAUCCGUUGUUGACGCUAAUUGUACUGUAUGUGACGCUAAUUGUACUGUAUGUGACGCUAAUCUGCUUUUUUUUCUUUCUAAAGGUAAAAGUUUGGUUUCAGAACAGAAGAACAAAGUUCAAACGGCAGAAGCUGGAGGAGGAAGGAUCAGACUCCUCUCAGAAGAAGAAAGGGACCCAUCACAUCAACCGGUGGAGAAUUGCAACCAAGCAGGCCAGCCCUGAGGAGAUAGAUGUCACAUCGGACGAUUAACCCUUAGCACUUUGAACUGUCAUUAUUUAACAAACGCCAAAAACCAGGAGAAACGGAAAGUGUCCCUGCCCCAGGACAAUCCAUGGGGCACAAACCAACAAACAGCCUCCUCCUGGCAGGUGCUCAGCAGACAGGGGAAUACAGCACACACAACAAAAACACAGGACAAUUUUUGCACUUCCAAUUUUUCUGUCUCAGUUUUUUUUUCACAGCGAAAAAAAAAGAAAAAGAAAAAAACAAACAGAAAAGAAUGAAAGAUAAGGAAACACCUGUUACAAAAACUUGAAUUGCAUGAGAAACCUCGAGCAAAUGGUUUCAGAUGGCAGAAAAUAUUGUAAGUUUUUUUUUUAAUUUAAUUUUGUUUGUUUUUUGGAGGGGGGAGGACUGACUCUGUGUGCUUUAUAUUUUUUAUAUAUUUUUUUUUUAAGAGAAAUGUGCAGUUUGUAUACAUUUUAUGGUAUAAUUCAAGUGAUUGUGAAAAAGAACCUUCAGUAGAAUGAAUAAAGGCCACAGGGACCGGACACAAUUUGGGGAGGGAUGAUGGGCUGCCAGAUAUUGGAGGGGGAUUUUCUGCAAAAAAUAAAAUAAAAUUGAAAAGGACAAGUUUAUUUGGUGCAAUUCCCCAUGGCUUGUGGUGCAUUUAACCCCAGAAUCCUGGCACAGUAAAGACAUUUAAUGGAUCUUUCAAAUAAAUUGAAAAAAAAAAACACAAAAAACUGAUCACAUUUUUUUUUUUUUUUUUUUGAAGCACUGAGAUUCUGGUCCAAUAUAUAGAAAGCUACUAAACAUGGACAAUAAUAAUGAAAUAAUAUUAAUAAAACAAAUCGAUUGUUUUCCUUAUGUCUUCUAUACCAGAUUGUACAUAUUUUGGUGUUUGUGUUAAUUUGUUAGAAUUCUAACACACUAUAUACUUCUAAGAAGUAUGAACCCUGUCAAUAUUUUGUCAAUAAAGAUUUAUUCAAAUGCUCCAAGUGUUAUCCAU